Messenger RNA from Penicillium odoratum, 924 nucleotides. RefSeq names its product putative C2H2 finger domain protein. Gene Ontology annotation, molecular function: DNA-binding transcription factor activity, RNA polymerase II-specific; RNA polymerase II cis-regulatory region sequence-specific DNA binding. Gene Ontology annotation, biological process: regulation of transcription by RNA polymerase II. Lineage: Eukaryota; Fungi; Ascomycota; Eurotiomycetes; Eurotiales; Aspergillaceae. The record is from RefSeq and is a predicted model, not a curated record. Gene Ontology annotation, cellular component: transcription regulator complex; PcG protein complex. The transcript is spliced from 4 exons. The coding region runs from base 1 to 924 and encodes 307 amino acids.
AUGGCUCCAGGUGGGCGCGAUUUCAACUGCUCAUGGGAGCAUUGUGGCAAGUCUUUUAAUCGCAAGUCCGAUCUUUGUCGCCAUUAUCGCAUACACACCAAUGAACGGCCAUAUCAUUGCACAGUGAAGGAUUGCAAUAAAAGCUUCAUCCAGCGCAGUGCUUUAACUGUGCAUUCCCGGACCCAUACAGGCGAAAAGCCUCAUGUCUGUGAUCAUGACGGAUGCCAGAAGGCCUUCUCAGACUCUUCGAGUCUAGCUCGGCACCGAAGAAUUCAUACAGGCAAGCGACCUUACAUCUGCCAGGAACCGACUUGCGAACGGAGUUUCUGUCGCAAAACCACACUCACAAAACACCAACACCGCUCUCACCCCCCAGGCUCCAUGACUCGGCCAUCCUCGGAGGAUGCGACCUCGGAGCAUUCAUAUCAUCAACACCAGCCGCCCGUAUCGGUUUCCAUCCCAAAUCCUAACGACCAGUACAUGCUCGCCCAGCAGCCGUAUUAUUCGAAUUCGGCGACGCCAAAUCAUGAGUUCUACUCGCCACCUCAUGUCCAGAUGGGCGCGGUACCAGUAAACGAGGGUGCGCAUCCGAUCGUCACGCAGAACGUCCCCGUCACAUCCCCAAUAAACAUGCCGCAUGCUCCACCAGCGCCACCACAACACCCACAUCCGCAUCCGCAUCCACAGCACCCGCAACAUCCCCAACACCAGCAAUAUCUUCAAAUGAUGCCGCAACGCUAUGACCACACCCCGCGAACGAACUAUCUUCCACCCGAAUACCACCAGCCGCCAUUCCAGGGGCAUCAGCUACCAGAAGGACAGCCAAUGAUGGUGGGAUACCAUCCAAAUUUCCCGUACAAAACCCCUACCCGGAUUCUGAAUCAACCGGAGGGGACUGACUGGGCUUUUCUGGGAGUAGGCUAA